Molecule: messenger RNA, 6169 nt
Organism: Solea solea (common sole)
Lineage: Eukaryota; Metazoa; Chordata; Actinopteri; Pleuronectiformes; Soleidae
Gene: tlcd4b
Product: TLC domain containing 4b
Exons: 6
Coding region: 992-1696 (234 amino acids)
Biological process (GO): lipid homeostasis
Cellular component (GO): endoplasmic reticulum; membrane
Source: RefSeq, a predicted model, not a curated record
GAAUAUUCAUUCAAAAGGUCUAUACAAAAGUUUAUCAUGUACUGUAUUUAUGCUCUUACAUCUUCCUAAAGAUAGGGUCUCUCUUUAUCAAAUGAACCUUAGUCGGCCAACACAUCAGAAAAACCAGCCAGUAAACUGGGAGGACCCAGAGAUGUUAUUUGUCUUCUUUGCUGUGUGUCAGAUGAGGAAAGCUGGAAAACGGUGGGUCACGGCUGGCCUGUUUCUGUGUGAAGAAAACAAAAUUCACCAAGCAAUACUUAUCUCCGGCGUUAUAUUUACUGUACACACAUCAGCCCAGUCUUGGAUCUUCUCAAGUACUUCUGGACUAGAAAUAUUUAGUCAAAUAUAACACUUUAUAAGCUAUUCAUUCUGCAGCCUGAUCCUCAUACAAAGGUUACACUUCAUUACUAAAACACCUUUUUCUUUGACACCUAAAUACAAAAUGUUCACGACUUUGACGUUAAAUUAGAAUCUGAAGUGAAACUACACACAAAUCUAAUACCCCGUUCUUACCUGGUGUCAAGGUUCAUCCUCAGUGAUCCAGUCACAGAGGGACAGCUCUAAGUACAUGUCUCUAAUGUGUCCUCAGAAAGGGUUAGAGACACAUGUGGCCUCAUUCCCCAGCAUGCAUGAACACAAUCUGUCCUCAGCUGAUGUCCUCUGACCUGCUGCAGUUUUACCAGUGAACUGAAAGUUUAUGUACACUAAUGAGAACCCAUACGUCAGUGUCAUCAACACCGUUCAACAUGUUAUAUUUAUCCAUCCGUUCAUUUUCUACUGCUUUAUCCUCCACAGCAGGGUCGUGGGCGGGGGUGCUGUGCCAGUCUUGGCACAGCACCCCCCACGAUAGGCGGGGUCACAACCAUUCACUCUCACAUUCAAACCUGCGGUCAAUUUACCCAAUCCUCAUCGUGCAUGUUUUUGGACUGUGGGGGGAAGCUGGAGAACCCGGAGAAAACCCACGCACACCCGGGGAGAACAUGCAAACUCCAUGCAGAAAGACAGAACCUGGGUCUUCUUGCUGCAAAGGUUGGUGUCGACUGUGCACGCCCUGAUUGUGGGCUUGUUCUGUCUGUACAUCCUGUGGUUCGAUGACGCCGUCAACGCAAACCCCGUCUGGGGCGACCCCAGUCUUGUCAAACUAAACGUAGCCAUAACCUGUGGUUACCUCCUUUAUGACCUUGUGCUGCUAGCUUGUAACUGGAGCACUAUGGGAGACAGCUUCUUCGUCUGUCACCACUUGGCGGCGCUGUAUGCAUAUGGAUAUGUUUUGACUCGUGGCGUGCUUCCCUACUUUGCCAACUUCCGUCUCAUUUCAGAGCUGUCCACGCCAUUUGUGAACCAAAGGUGGUUCUUUCAGGCAUUAAAUUUCCCCCGCUCGCACCGCUUGGUGGUGAUAAACGGUGUCGCCAUGUCGGUGGUCUUCUUCCUGGUACGCAUUGCCGUGAUGCCGUCUUACUGGGUCAGUGUGUUCGCCACCUUUGGCACCGAAGCAUUUGAGCGGUUGGGUUUGGGCGCCCAGGUGGCCUGGAUCACCUCCUGCAUCGCUCUGGAUAUCUUGAACACUAUCUGGAUGUACAAGAUCACCCUCGGCUGCUACAAAGUGCUGACCGGCGCGGGAGGGCGGAAGGACAAGGGAGUAGCGCAGGCGUUGUCGUCUUCAGACGGAAAGUACAUCAACAACCACACGGACUAAAGAGAUGAGAUGUACAAGACGUGUAGACGGAGACAUAAGCAGGGAGGGAGGCUGGACACACAAGAACCUUUGAGCCUCUCUAUUUUGCUAUAGCCUCAGCAUCCUCUCUACCCUUGCUUCAAUCCCCCAGUUUUAGCCCCAGUCUCAUUGAAGUCGGCGACUGGGCCAGGCUAAGACUGCUCAGGUUCUGACUCCAACGCAGGACAAGGAGACUGCUCUUUGACUCACUUAAGCACCAGCCUUUGCAGCCUCAGUGUUUUCCUCCACUGACAGAUCAGUAUCCUGCUGGGUGAUAGCUUUUGGCCGCAGACGACAAGGUAGAGCUCACAAGCACACUUUUAACUCCCGUCUGUCAUUCGUCCGUUUCAACCACCAACCCACCACCACCAUUCCUCUCUCAUCUCCCCCUCAGUCUCCUGUCACACUCAACUUCAGCCAAAGCCCAAAUCCUCUGAAGUGCCUGUGAACGACAGGGAAGCAAUAAUAUCAGAGUAAAGUAAAGAUCGCAAAAUUUCCAAGUAGUUUAGCCCCUUCAGACGACGACAGCCCUCUCUCUCGCCUGCUGCUGCUGCUGCUCCCGCGCGACUGGAGGCCUCUUCUGUUUUUCGAUACCGCGCUCAAAGGAGACGUGGCGUGCAGGGAGAAGAACUCGGACAUCAGACCAAUCAAGUGUUUGUGAAUCUAUAGGGCUUUUGUCUUGAACUCAUCAGACCUCACAAAAAGAGACAGAAAAAACACCAUAAUGCCUCUUCAACAGUAUCACCUGCUGUGGCCUCCUUGUAACAAGUGGCGCCUGCCUAUAUCACCAGCCAUGCCCCUCCCAACGUCCUUUAUAAUUUGGAUUAUAUAUAUCAGAACAAACUGAGAUUAAAAUGCAUGCAGGAGAGAGAGAGAGAGAGAGAGAGAGAGACUCACAGGAGAAGUGAUACCUUGUCAGUAUUCAUCAUGUUUGGCAUCACUUUGCUGUACCUGGUUCUCUUAAUUCUCUUUAGUGGUCACAGUCACACAUGUCUGACUCUGAUAUUAUCAUCCAUCCAUUGCAACCCUCUGCCUCACUGGAUAGAUGUCUUCUAUCCAGCUCCAAUAUUUGAUUUUGUUCUACCUCUCCCCUGCCUUACAGACACUUUGUCAGUCCUUUCUUCAUGGUUUUAUUUUAAUUCUUUUUGUUUUCUUUGUACUCUACUGUACUUUAGCCUUUAAAAUGUAAUAUCACUGGUGCAGAGGGGGCUUCUCCUUCUCUGCUAACAUGUCUGUAGAGCUGAUCCCAGACUGCGCAGGGGAAGAGUGGCAUCACUUUUCUUACUAAAAAAGAAACACCCCGGGAGACUUUUAUACGUCCAUUUAUCUCCCAUGUUCUCAGCGACUCUGAGACAAAACGGGGGUGGAGAAACGUCUCACACACACACACACACACACACUGCAUGCAAACCAUACACUGUAAAUGGUGCCCUUCUAAAACACCAACGUGGUGCUCUUCCCUUUGCUGAAUGUUAGCAAUAUGACAUUUUUCAAAGUUUUUCUAUCUCUCACAUUCGUUUGGAUCUAACCGGUGUGUGUCGACAAUAUGCUGUUGAAACAAAGAGGCCGUUCUGCAUGUUCAGAUGUUUUAUUUUUGUUUUGUUAGAGCAGAAAUCAUGACUGUAAAGCAUGGUAAGAAUGACAUGUUUCUGUGAUGCCUCAGUUAAAUAGGUAAGGUAGAUGAAUGACAUCUAAAUAUGAAUUGCAUUAAUCUGAUGCUGAAAAGGGUUUGUCUUCCAAAAAACAGGUGACGCUUUUCCUCCUGGAGCGUCCCGAUGCAUGUGUUUUCUUUUCUUUCCUUUCUUUCCUCUCCCUGCAUGUCUGUACAGUAUAAACAGUGCACAUACAGUAAAUCUGCAGGUACUUUUGGGCAAACUGUAUGGCAAACUAACUCAUUCUUCAGUGUAACAGUUGGCAUUAAUCGGUCUUCACUUCAGUCAAUUGUCCCUCUCGCUCUGCAGUCUGCCGUUAGAGGACGGUGACGCUGGUGAUAUCACGACAGACAGAAACACACGAGGAUGUUUCACAUUCAGAUUCGGCCUUUUUCCACAUGUGCACGCUAUACAUUUUAUUUUUGAUUUCAAGUUUGGCCUCUGCUUAUUAUAUCUCGUUCAAGUUUAGCAAUGCCUCUCCUGUGAUGUCUGAUUUACAAUGUUGAUGUAACGAAACGUAUACAUUAUGGCUAAAGGUGAUAAUAUUAAUUUAAGAUUUCAUUCUAACUGUAGCACAAAUUUUAAAAACAAAACAAAAUUUUCUCCAAAAAAUCAAGAGAAUAAGGCCAGUGUGUGUGGGUUUUUUUUAAUCCACUGCACCUUAAAGAGUACACUUGAUACAUGGAGAACAACAGGUGGUGCUAAUUCAACAGUUUCAGAGGAUUCACUGGGAUCAUGUGACUGGAAACUCUCCCAGUCAAACCCAAAUCAGUUUAGAUAAUAAAAUGUAAUGGAGGUGUUGGUUUCUGUUUUCUUUUCUUUUACAUAAUAAUAACAAUAAUAAUAAUAAUUGAACAAAGGACACAGACUCCUUUGACCUCCUUUGACCUCGAGCCAAAAACGUGAGUGAUGCUUUUACGUGGGUCAAUAUUUAUUCUCUUAAUCUGUCUCCAAUCUCCAUUUUUAGACCUGAAAUAUUGUGAGAAAAUAUCUAUUACAAACUGGUGGACACUGUUCUUCAUCGCUCACCAAUGUGAAUUUCAUUUUCUAACCUCUACAUCUGACUUUCUUUGUUUUGUCACGUGAGGCAGUUUAUCAAACUUUGCACAGCUCCUGUUUCGGAGCCAAAAAGGCUUUAUUCAGUAAACGCUAGUACGCCCCCUAGUGCACCUGUGAACAAACCUUCAGGUGCGUUACCAGGUGGCGUUCCCAUCCAAGUCCUUGUGUCUGUAGUUGCAGAGUUAGUCUGACGUUGUCACUGUGGGAUUAUGAAGCACACUCCCUGUGGAGCAAUAACUCAGUGAUCUCCUGUAUUUCUGUCUGUCACCACAGAGGAGCGGCUACAGAAACUUGUGCCUUCACACAAACGGUGGAUGUAAUUCAGUCAGAUUUGGAUUAGCAUGAUCUUUCUAAUGUAAUAUUUAGUGAUUAUUUCCUUCUAUAUUCCAUAUGUAUACUCUUGUGUAUAUUUUUAUAAUCUGCCUGCACAAUGAUUAAUCCGGCCAAGUAUUAUAAUCCAAAGCUGAAUGCUCAUUGGGAGCCUGUUAAAUGUGGACUUGCUCGACGUGAACACAGGGACGUGUGUGUGAAUGUUUCGGUGGGUCAUUAAGUCACGUGACGAUGAGCUUGCGGUGUCCCAACAAUGGAAAUUGAAGUGUGUAUUUGGUUUUUUUUUCCUCUUUGAAGACGUACAAGACGAGUAGGUCACGGGGAGGCUCACUUCUCACUUCUCUGGCCUUGGAAACUCAAAACUGUGAAUAGCUGUAGAAUAAAAACUCUCUCGAUACUAAAACAGUUCGAGCGGAGCGAGGGAGAUUUUACCGAGACUGUCCGAGCAGUAAUGUUGAUGCACUUCUUGAAGCAGCAUGUGCUUUUUUGGGGGGGCGAUGUCUUUCACUUUAAAUUUGCAGUCUAGACGAACUGAGUGUGUUUUUUUUUUUUGUUUUUUUUACCCGACAGGAUUUUCUACACAACAUGAUUAUUUAAAACGUGCUGUAUCUCACUCCCUGGGGCUGAUUGGAAAAAUCGACAGGAUGGAUUAACGGUUGUCGAUGAGUUUGAUCUGGCUGCUGUUAAAAGGCCACAGUCUGUAUUCUGUAGCGAGUAUUGUUUCAGGUUAGAAAAACCCAAAUGCCUCUGUUUGUUUGGGAAGGCCGACGCUCAUUAUACUCGAGAAUAAAUAUAUAUAAAUUUAUAUAUACAUAUAUGUAUCACAAAGAUAAACACCGAGUGCAUUUCCUGGUGCAUUAUAUUAUCAAGCUGCGUUAAAUCUGGUUCUUAACACGAAGCAUUGAGCCGAUUGUGUCAAGGUUACACAUGGUACCUAACUAUUACUUUUUGUUGUUGAAUCUUAAAUUUAAAAUUGGAUCCUAAUUGUACAAUGAAAUAUAACUCUGCGAGUAACAAGGAUGAUGAUGAUGAUUAUGAUUAUGAAUGACUGGAAAACUUUCAAUCAAAUGUCUUGCCCCAGUUUCCUUCAUUUUCUUCUUCUAUUGAAUGACCUGCCAGUGUGGAUUAUGUUCCUUCCUCUCCGUAUCCCUUUUUGUUUUGUUUUUUUUAAUUGUUUUCCUGUUAAUGCAAUGCAAUUUGUUGUUGUGAUCUGUUUGUUUUUCUUCUCUGAAGAUUUAAUGUGAAACAGUCUACACUACACACUGGCCUUAGGGUCCUUGUUCUGAGCAUUAUUACCUUGUGACUCUACAAUCACCACUACUAAUGAUCAUGUAAUUGUAGAUCUGAGAGCUGAGACUUACUUGAAAGUGUUCUUCAAUAAAGUUGAAGACGAGAGAAAAGGAAAGAAAAUGGA